AUGCUAGCCGCGGCCGACGACGACUCCGCCGCUGCCGCCGCUCCUGCCCGCGCCGCUGCCACCGCUCCUACCGCCGCCGCCGCCGCCUCUACUACGCUAUUCGCUCUUACGUCGCCCCUUAGGGUAACGACGCCGUCCCCGCCGCUACCCGUGACGCCCGGCCCCUCGGCCCCCGCCUCUAUCUCCGCCACCCCCAAGGCCGGCUCGCACGGGCAGGCGCGGGGGGCUACUAAGAAGCGCCUUACCGCCGCCGCCGCCGCCUACCGCAACCUCCGCGCCCUCGAGCGAUAG
Messenger RNA from Hirsutella rhossiliensis, 291 nucleotides. RefSeq lists its product as uncharacterized. The transcript is spliced from 2 exons. The record is from RefSeq and is a predicted model, not a curated record. Lineage: Eukaryota; Fungi; Ascomycota; Sordariomycetes; Hypocreales; Ophiocordycipitaceae. Bases 1 to 291 code for a protein of 96 amino acids.